Messenger RNA from Miniopterus natalensis, 2455 nucleotides. RefSeq names its product glyceronephosphate O-acyltransferase (gene GNPAT). Gene Ontology annotation, cellular component: mitochondrial membrane; peroxisome; peroxisomal membrane. Gene Ontology annotation, biological process: phospholipid biosynthetic process; triglyceride biosynthetic process; ether lipid biosynthetic process. Gene Ontology annotation, molecular function: glycerone-phosphate O-acyltransferase activity; glycerol-3-phosphate O-acyltransferase activity. The record is from RefSeq and is a predicted model, not a curated record. Lineage: Eukaryota; Metazoa; Chordata; Mammalia; Chiroptera; Miniopteridae.
AGAUGGCGGCGCCCGGGGUCCCGAAGAGCGGUCGCGGAGGGUGCCACCGCCCUCGGCGAGGUCGGGCCGCCCCGCGCGGAAGAACCGCCCCCAGCCGCCACACCACCUCCGCCUAGCGAAGCAUCCCAGGCCCCGCCCGGGACGGCAGCCGCACCAUGGAUUCUUCCAGUUCAUCUAAGUCCUGGCUUUCCGUCAGCUCCGCCAGUCCCGGCUCCGUCGUGCUCCUUUACUCGAAGGAGCUCAAAAAGUGGGAUGAGUUUGAAGAUAUUUUAGAGGAAAGGAGGCAUGUCAGUGACUUGAAGUUUGCGAUGAAAUGCUACACACCUCUUCUGUAUAAGGGAAUUAUUCCAUGCAAGCCAGGUGAUAUUAAAAGUAGUGUUCUCAAUUCUGAAGAGAUUUACUAUGUCAUUAAACAGCUUUCCAAGGAAUCCCUCCAGUCCGUGGAUGUCCUCCGAGAGCAAGCUUGUCAGAUCUUGGAUGAAAUGAGCCACAAGCUGCGUCUGGGAGCCAUCCGGUUUUUUGCCUUUGCCCUGAGCAAAAUAUUUAAACAAAUUUACUCAAAAGUGUGUGUAAAUGAAGAAGGUAUUCAGAAACUACAACGAGCCAUCCAGGAGCAUCCAGUUGUCCUGCUGCCUAGUCAUCGAAGUUACAUCGACUUUCUGAUGUUGUCUUUCCUUUUGUACAACUAUGAUCUACCUGUACCAGUCAUAGCAGCAGGAAUGGACUUCCUGGGAAUGAAAAUGAUUGGGGAGCUGCUGCGCAUGUCGGGCGCCUUCUUCAUGCGGCGCACCUUCGGCGGCAACAGACUCUACUGGGCUGUGUUCUCCGAAUACGUGAAAACCAUGUUGCGGAAUGGUUAUGCUCCUGUUGAAUUUUUCCUCGAAGGGACAAGAAGCCGCUCUGCCAAGACAUUGACUCCUAAAUUUGGUCUUCUGAAUAUUGUGAUGGAGCCAUUUUUCAAAAGGGAAGUGUUUGACACCUACCUUGUUCCAAUCAGCAUCAGUUAUGAUAAGAUAUUGGAAGAAACUCUUUAUGUGUAUGAGCUUCUAGGGGUUCCCAAGCCAAAGGAAUCUACAACUGGAUUACUGAAAGCCAGGAGGAUUCUCUCUGAAAAUUUUGGCAGCAUCCACGUAUACUUUGGAGACCCUGUAUCGCUUCGAUCUCUGGCAGCUGGGAGGCUGAGCCGAAGCCCAUACAACUUGGUCCCAAGAUACAUCCCUCAGAAGCAGUCGGAGGACAUGCACGCCUUCGUCGUCGAGGUUGCCCACAAAAUGCAGCUUCUCCAGAUUCAGAACCUGGUGCUGAGCCCAUGGGUCCUCGUUGUGGCCGUGCUGCUCCAGCACCGGCCAUCCAUGGACUUUGACGCACUGGUGGAGAAAACGUUGUGGCUGAAAGGCUUAACACAGACCUUCGGGGGCUUCCUCACGUGGUCCGAUAAUGAAGCCGCUGAGGAGGUGAUCCAGUCCAGCAUCCUGCUGCACUCUAACAUAGCCAGCCUUGUCAAAGACCAGGUGGUCCUGAAAGUGGACGCCAGAGACUCAGAAGUAGUCGACGGCCUCAUAUACCAGCACAUCACCCUCCUCGCAUGCUCAGCUUACAGAAACCAGCUGCUCAACGUUUUUGUCCGGCCCUCCUUAGUGGCUCUGGCACUGCAGAUGGCUCACGGGGUCAGAAAAGAGGAUGUCUACAGUUGCUUUCGCUUCCUACACGAUGUUUUGUUUGAUGAGUUCAUCUUCCUUCCAGGAAACACAGUGAAGGACUUUGAAGAAGGCUGUUACCUGCUUUGUAAAAGUGAGACCAUUCAGAUGACAGCAAGGGACAUCCUAGUUACAGAGAAAGGAAAUACUGUGUUAGAAUUUUUAAUAGGACUCUUUAAACCUUUUGUGGAAAGUUACCAGAUAAUUUGCAAAUACCUCCUGAGGGAAGAAGACCUCUUCACUGAGAAGCAGUACUUGGCUGGAGUCAGGGCGUUCACAGGUCAGCUCCUCGAUCAAGGUGCCUCGCAGUGUUACGAUGUGUUAUCUUCUGAAGUACAGAAAAAUGCCCUGGCAGCGAUGGUGAGGCUGGGCACGGUGGAGAAGAGGAAGGAAAAUAAUGACUAUGUAUUUCAUGUGAAUGAACCCGCCACAGCAACUUUAGAAGAAAUGCUUGGUUGUAAGAUGCCAGUAGGAAAACCAGCAACUGCGAAACUUUAAUAAUUGCCGAACAGCUGUGGGACUUUUGGUCAUGUAAUUACUGUCGUCCAAGGACUCAUUACAGCCAACAGGCGUGAAGGACGAGACCCUCCUUCCUCCUGCUUCGCAAGACUGAGACUGUGGGCUCGGGAGAGGAGGAGAUGACGAUUAUAGCAAUCAGUGUGACCGUCUCCACCACAACGAUUUAAAAGGCAUUUGUAUCCAACUCUGUGUGUGUUUUAAAUAAAACAAUCUUUUGGAAACAUGUUUGGAAAAACAAA